Messenger RNA from Penaeus monodon (black tiger shrimp), 1802 nucleotides. Its product is annotated as methyltransferase-like protein 25. The record is from RefSeq and is a predicted model, not a curated record. Lineage: Eukaryota; Metazoa; Arthropoda; Malacostraca; Decapoda; Penaeidae.
GCCAUUCCCAUUCACAUGCGACGCAACACAAACAUCACUAUUUAAUAUUACGUUACUCUUACGUCAUUGUUAUUGUUUACUUGUAUCGCCUCGAUGUGACGUCAUCGCCUGGGCGCUUUGUGCCGCAUUCCCAAAAUAAGAUAAUGGAGAAGAAGUAUAUGGAAGAUAUUGCACAAUUUUUACAUGAUAUGAAAUGGAUAUAUGAUUUUCAUGUUACAAAGAUUUUCACAAAAGACAUCUUUUCACAAAUGCCUGAAGACUGGAAAGCAAGUUUACUCAAUCUUCCAGUUCAUACUUUAAAUGGAAUUCCUCAGGGGAAAAUUCUGGGUGACUGGCCACUCUCUCUGCGAGUCUUUUUAGAGAAAUGUCAGAAGUUCUCCUUGCAGAACCUGACCAGAACAAGCUGUGAGGCUGAUCCUGAGGACGUUACCAGAAAAGUGCCUCAGAUUUUCACUAAAGGAUUAUCUGAGAAAAAGAGACAUGAGGUGCUCAGUCUUUUAAAACUCACAGAAAGAAUAGCAAAUGUAACAGGUAGUAAUUAUGUCCUGGAUAUUGGCAGUGGAUUGGGUUAUGUCGAUUCUGUUCUUCACAAUACACUCAAGCUCACUGUAGUUGGUGCAGAGAGUCUGAAAGACCGUGUUAAAAGUGCAACAGAAAGACAAACCAGACUAUUCAGUGAGUGCAGUGGUGUAAGGCACAUUCACUGGGAACUCUCAGAUGAUGAAGAAACCUUAUUAAGAGCACAGAGAGAAGUGGUAGGGAUGAUGAAAGCUGAUGUAACAUGCACUUGUAAAGAGGAGAAAUUAGAAACCAGGAAACCCUUAGAGAACCAACAGUCUCCAGUUCCAGUCAGUUAUGUGACAGAUCCUUCUCAGAAGUAUCAUCAUGUGGAAGAAAAUGCCUCUGUAGGAAAAUCAGCAAUACUGAUUGGCCUUCACUCUUGUGCAGACCUCUCUCCCAUAAUGCUGAAGGUGUUCCAAGGCUGCCCUCAGCUCUCAUCAUUAAUUCUGUUUUCAUGUUGCUACCACAAGCUGACUCCUGAGAAGUUGGAAGUGGAAGGAAACCAAAGCAAUAAAGAAAAUUGUGUUACAGAUGAAGCAAGGGACACAGAUCUUGGUGCCUUCAGAAAAGGAGAGCAAAGUCCAUCCUUUCACACUGAUGAAGAAUUGAGAGUUUGCAAAUUCAUGAACUUCCCUCUGAGUAAUGCUCUGAAAACAAUUCUUUUACAAAAGAAGAUCAGCUUCAGCACUUUUGGGUUGAGGUUGGCAGCUCAGGAGUCAGGUCUGCGUUGGGUACAACGGACGGAAAAGGAACAUGAAACCCACAGAAACAGUGUGGCUUACAGAGCUGUCCUGGAAGCAGUUUGUGACAAAGAUGACCUGGCUGUGAAGAGGCUGAGAAGGCAUGCUAGGAAAAGCAGCUUUGAUCAUUUUGAAGAGUAUGUAAAUACCAUCACCACAAAUUACAAGUUUGUGCCUGCAGAUUCUUCCAGCAGUGUGGGUGAUUCUGAGGAAAAUUGCUUAAGACAAGAAAAACAAGACAGCACAGUAGAUUUCAAACAAAUAAGUACAAAAGAACAUAUUUCUGAAGAACUAACAGAAUGUUAUAAGAGAUUUGAACAUUUAUUUCCACUAAUUGAGCCUCUGACUGGACUUCAGUUAGCUCUUCAGCCAGUAAUGGAAGCACUGAUAUUGAUAGACAGGGUGUCUUUCUUAGAGGAAGCCGGCUUUCACAAUGUCUGGUUAGAGAAAGUUGAUGUUACUAUAUCACCAAGAAAUGUGGCAUUGGUUGCAGUAAGAUAA